GUGCGCGCGUGUGUGAGGCCGCCUGCAGGAGGCGAGGCUGCCCUGGCCUCCCGCACCAGCCAGUGGAACCUAGCCCGGAGGGAAGUCGCCUCAGCCGCCCCGGUGGCCCUCCUGCCCUUUGGCCAGGUCAGUGCUCCCCAAGAUCCGUCGGAGUGACACGCUCACGGCUCCUCUUAGCAUGACCUUGAUCUGAUCGGCCAACUCAGGCAUCGGUUCUCCUGCCUGGCACUGCAGUGCUAGGGCCUCUGCAUCGCCCCAAACUACAGCACUGUCAUGGCAGCUGCCUCUACUUCCAGCCCUGUAAGUUCACAGUCCCAGGUCACAGCCAUGAACGAACCACAGUGCUUCUACAACGAGUCUAUCGCCUUCUUCUAUAACCACAGUGGGAAAUAUCUCGCCACAGAAUGGAACACAGUGAGCAAGCUGGUGAUGGGACUGGGCAUCACUGUCUGCGUGUUCAUCAUGUUGGCCAACCUCCUGGUCAUGGUGGCGAUCUACGUCAACCGCCGCUUCCACUUCCCUAUUUAUUACUUGAUGGCCAACCUGGCUGCUGCAGACUUCUUUGCUGGAUUGGCCUACUUCUACUUGAUGUUCAACACAGGACCUAACACUAGGAGACUGACUGUUAGCACGUGGCUCCUCCGGCAGGGCCUCAUCGACACCAGCCUGACAGCCUCUGUGGCCAACCUGCUGGCAAUCGCCAUUGAGAGGCACAUCACGGUUUUCCGCAUGCAGCUUCAUACACGGAUGAGCAACAGGCGCGUGGUGGUGGUGAUUGUAGUCAUCUGGACUAUGGCCAUUGUGAUGGGGGCCAUACCCAGUGUGGGCUGGAACUGCAUCUGUGAUAUUGAUCAUUGUUCCAACAUGGCCCCCCUUUACAGUGACUCCUACUUAGUCUUCUGGGCCAUUUUCAACCUGGUGACCUUUGUGGUCAUGGUGGUUCUCUAUGCUCACAUCUUUGGCUAUGUUCGCCAGAGGACUAUGAGAAUGUCCCGGCAUAGUUCUGGACCCAGGAGGAAUCGGGAUACCAUGAUGAGCCUUCUGAAGACUGUGGUCAUUGUGCUUGGUGCCUUUAUCGUCUGCUGGACUCCAGGACUGGUCCUUUUGCUUCUGGAUGUUUGUUGCCCGCAGUGUGACGUCCUGGCCUAUGAGAAGUUCUUCCUCCUCCUCGCCGAGUUCAAUUCUGCUAUGAACCCCAUCAUCUACUCCUACCGCGAUAAAGAGAUGAGCGCCACUUUCAGGCAGAUCCUGUGUUGCCAGCGCAACGAGAAUCCCAAUGGCACCACGGAAGGCUCUGAUCGCUCGGCGUCCUCUCUCAACCACACCAUCCUGGCCGGAGUUCACAGCAAUGACCAUUCUGUGGUUUAGAAGGAAGCCACUGGGCUUCUGUGGAGCUGUGAACCCCACCCUAGGCCCCAUUGCCAGGGCAAGGUUGGAAUCAGAGGAAAUGAAGACACUUAAUGUAGUUAAACACUAACCAAUGGCAGUAUUUUUUUGUCCCUAGACCCAAGAGACUUGAGGAUGAGCCUAUGUGGCAGCCCCUGUCUUCUCCUUUGGAAAAUAGAAGUGGACCGUCUUGCAGAGGAAUUCAGAAACAGACUCUGGGGUGAAUGAGUAGCCUUCACUAACUAGACUUAAGAGAU
Acomys russatus (golden spiny mouse) is the source of this 1643-nucleotide messenger RNA. It is a transcript of the gene Lpar1, whose product is annotated as lysophosphatidic acid receptor 1. Gene Ontology annotation, biological process: phospholipase C-activating G protein-coupled receptor signaling pathway; neurogenesis. The record is from RefSeq and is a predicted model, not a curated record. Gene Ontology annotation, molecular function: lysophosphatidic acid receptor activity. Bases 274 to 1368 code for a protein of 364 amino acids. Gene Ontology annotation, cellular component: membrane. NCBI's taxonomy places the organism in Eukaryota, Metazoa, Chordata, Mammalia, Rodentia, Muridae. The transcript is spliced from 4 exons.